Molecule: messenger RNA, 891 nt
Organism: Argentina anserina (silverweed cinquefoil)
Lineage: Eukaryota; Viridiplantae; Streptophyta; Magnoliopsida; Rosales; Rosaceae
Product: transcription repressor OFP12-like
Exons: 1
Coding region: 72-809 (245 amino acids)
Biological process (GO): negative regulation of DNA-templated transcription
Source: RefSeq, a predicted model, not a curated record
CUCUUCCUCUUUCUCUAUCCUUUUCAAUCUCUCUCUCUCUCUUUCUCUCUCUCUCUCUCUGUCGCCUCAGAAUGCCAAGCACUCUAGGAAGGAACUUAAAUCUCUGCUUCACAAAGAUCAAGCGGCCACUUUUGACUCUUCAAUCCCCUCCCGUCGACGAUCCCGGCUCUUUACCAACAACUACCUCCACUGCCACCGCCUCCUCCUCCACCUCGACUGCCAUGUCUUCCUCGAUUAUAAUAAAAAACUUCAACUCCCUCUACGACGGAGACAACGCCUCUUUUUUCGACUCCGCCGUUACCUCCUGCUCCAUCAAGUCCUCCGAUCUCUCCACCUCCGAAACCGAAAACGACACUGACACCGCCGCCGCCGCAGACUUCGCCACCGUCUUCGCUUCCCAGCGCUUCUUCUUCUCCUCACCCGGCCUCUCCAACUCCAUUGUCGACCAGUCAUCCUCCUCCUCCUCCUCCUCCUCCUCCGCCGCGUUGUCUUCCUCGGAUCUCCACGCGCCAUUCAAGCACAACAGCGUGGUAGUGCCCACUUAUUCGCCCGAUCCCUACCUCGACUUCCGGCGCUCCAUGCAAGAGAUGGUGGAGGCGCGUGAGCACCAAACGGAGGACGAGAUCGUGAAGGCUAAAUCUAACUGGGAGUUCCUGCAUGAGCUGCUCUUGUGUUAUCUGGCUCUCAACCCUAAGAGCACUCACAAGUUCAUCAUCGGCGCAUUUUCGGAUCUCCUCGUCAGUCUUCUCCCCUCACCCAAAGAUCCCGACUUCACCGCCGGCGUCUGCGAGAUUUCCCGGUGCAGUUAAAUCAAUGUUAUUAUUGAGCAGCAAAAUGUAACUAUGGAAUCAACUUUAUUCUUGUUAUCAAUUGCAUCAGCAGCUUGUGACC